Molecule: messenger RNA, 615 nt
Organism: Aspergillus novofumigatus IBT 16806
Lineage: Eukaryota; Fungi; Ascomycota; Eurotiomycetes; Eurotiales; Aspergillaceae
Exons: 2
Coding region: 1-531 (176 amino acids)
Source: RefSeq, a predicted model, not a curated record
AUGGACGCGUCCAAUAUCAACGAUAUCACACAAGACGCCCGUCUCCAGGUGCUCACGGGACUCUACUCCCAGGCCGAAAUCCUCCAACAGCUCAUCGACAUCUACGAACUCCCGGAGCACAGCACAAACGUGGUCCAACAACUGAUCCAAUCACUCUGGAACCAGCAACUAGAAGAAGAGACAAGCUGGUCCGAUGAACCAACCGACGUCGAAAAGCUCCAAACCGCGUUCUCCCGUUUAGAAGACGAGGAUCGCAUCAUCUGUCGUAUGAAUUUCACCUGCUGUCAGACCUGCGGGAAUGCCGAGAUCGGUGGAGAGGCAGAUGAGACACACAUCGGUCAGGGGCGGGGCCUAUCGCUGCGAUACGGAGAUCUCGAAGGGGAUAGUAAAGACGAGAGCGUGGUGGAUAUCGGCCAGAAAAUCGCUGCAAGGCUACGAGAGGAAGGGCUUAACGUGGACUGGAAUGAGAACCCGAAGAAGACUAUCGAGCUUGAUCCGUUUCAGUGGCGCGUCCGCCUUGGUCGGUCGUGAUCGGUUUACCAUUGCUCGUCAUUCCUGGCCAUCGUCGCGAUUCAUGAAGGAUUGUGGUUCGAACCUGAGCGUAGAAAGGUCGAG